Messenger RNA from Schistocerca serialis cubense, 2147 nucleotides. RefSeq names its product threonylcarbamoyl-AMP synthase (gene Tcs1). Bases 504 to 1337 code for a protein of 277 amino acids. Gene Ontology annotation, cellular component: cytoplasm. NCBI's taxonomy places the organism in Eukaryota, Metazoa, Arthropoda, Insecta, Orthoptera, Acrididae. Gene Ontology annotation, biological process: regulation of translational fidelity. The record is from RefSeq and is a predicted model, not a curated record. The transcript has a single exon. Gene Ontology annotation, molecular function: tRNA binding; nucleotidyltransferase activity; double-stranded RNA binding.
CCCGCAGAUAACUCUUUUAUUAGCGGGAUUGACACCCACAGAUGCUUUCUAUGGUGAAUCUAUUUUUUGUAUCCUGUAUUUGUGACAGGAUGAGAGGGGGUUCCGUUUUCUCUUCGUUAACGUAAGUUCUUGAGCUAAAAUCCGCACAGCCAGUUAAACCACCCACGCCAAUACUUCAGUUGACGGCAUCUGGAAAACCAGUACUAGUACAAAUUUCUACAGCGCGUAUGGAAACUCCUAGUAGCCUCAGUAGGCGAUGUUUUAUAAUGAUGCAUGUGCAAGUUUUCUUUUUCCCGUCGAAGCAGCAGCUAACUACAUAGCAUCCAGUGAUCAUUGAUUGCGUCAUAUGAUCAUAUAUAUGAGCAUCUUUGCCAGUGUGUACACCGCGUUUGUUUGUGGAACGAAGGGUACCAUGUGAUACGUUGAUCGUGUGAUAGUGACACUUGCACAUUUGUGGAUGUGUUUACGUGGAAGACACACGAAUUAUGUGUGUACAUUGAUAAAUGUCCAUGCCUAAAGCAAUGAUUAAGAUAACUGUGUUUGGAACGACAAUUUGUCUCCGGCACUGUAACAGCAAAAUCCAUUACGAAACGGUGGAGUUACUUCGUAAAAUGGCUCUGCAAUCCAUUAACCGUGAUUAUAAAGCUCUUGGCAGUGUUCGUAAGUCUUUUGUGGACAAUGGACUUUAUAAUAGAGUGACGAUAAACCAUAAAAAAUUGGAAGCCUAUGCUGAGCAAGCAGUCCGUUUAUUAAUGCAAGACUGUGUGAUAGCGGUACCUACUGACACAGUUUACGGUCUAGCAGGUGCUGUUCAGAGUGAAGAUGCUGUUGCAAAACUGUACAAAAUAAAAGGUCGGGAUGCAGCGAAACCAAUUGCGAUCUGUGUUAGUUCUAUCAGCGAAAUGGAAAAGUGGGCAGACACAAGCAUUCUUCCUCCUGCCCUCUUACAGUGUAUUCUUCCAGGACCUUUUACAAUCGUCCUCAAAAGAUCAAAAACUUUAAAUGCUAAAUUUAAUCCUGGAAUCCCGAACGUUGGUAUACGCAUUCCACAAGACAGAUUUAUAGUUGAAGUUGUUAAAAAGUUCGGAGAACCUAUUGCUCUUACUAGUGCAAAUAGCAGUGGAGAACAGAGUGCAAUUGAAGUAGAAGAAUUCUCUCACUUGUGGCAAUAUGUAGAUGCAGUUUUCGAUGCUGGCAAAAUUCCACAAGAAAUCCGCACUGGCUCUACAGUUGUAGAUUUAAGUGAACAUGGUAGUUUUAAAAUAAUCAGAGAAGGUGUAUCUUGUGAUGCCCUGAGGCAUAAGCUAUUUCAGUUUAAAUUAUUGGAACGUAAUUAAAACUUUUAGCCGCUGAGAGAAGCAGCUUGCAAGUGCAAAGUGCAUUGCAGAAGUAUUUAUUGUACAAGGUGCAAAAAUGGAAACUAUUGGAUAUUUCUGCCUUUGUUGUAACUUAUUUAAGAAACCACGUGGCAUACUUCAAUAACUGUGAUUCUUCAAUUUUUUAAAUGUCGAAGUGUAUGAAUUGGCUUACCAUUUUGAUGAUAGUGUUAUCUACAAGUUUUUGGAUGUUGUAUCAUGAAGUACUGCAGUGAUUUUCCUCCAACUGUUGAAAUAUUUACUGCAUUUAAAAUGAAAUGAUGUGAAUAACAUAUCAGUUUCUGUUUAUUUCCAGUUUUUUUACACUCCAUAAUGACUUGGCAUUUGUGAAUUUAGGAGAUGAUGUAAUUUUAAGUUUAGUUCCAUAAGAAAUAUACCUGUGAUACAGUUCAUAUAAAUGUGUACACCCAUUUUUCUUUGAUUUCAUUCAUAAGCAUGUAAUAUUUGAGACUAAUCUGAAAGCUACUGCCUGCAUUUCCAUUUUUGUAUUUAUAGUGGCUUACAUACCAGUCACCCAUCAAUUCUUUCAAUAGGAGGGGCUGGCACAUAUUGCUCAACACUGAUUAUGGAGCGUUCCAUGAUGAUUCAAUCUAAUGUAAAAGUAUUUCCUCGCCCCUUAUCUGGUUCCCCUACAAAGAAAGGAAAACACCAAAUUUUAGAAUUUUUUCUCUCAAUUUUCAUCUUCAGGCAAUUCAGAAUGUAGAAGUUCUGGACUGGCACAAAAUGAGACUUGCUGUCGCUCUGAAAAUAAAUUACAUUUUUUCUUUAUCA